UUCGAACCCUAUGUAUCCCUGAAAAAUCCUAAUUUCAGCUGUUUUGGCCACCGACUGGCGUUAUGAAACCACUUUUCGCCUAAUGAAAAUGAUUUAAGUAAUUUGUAUUAGUUGAUUCGCUAACAGGCUUGUUUUUAUGGCGAAAUAUGUCAGCUCAAUAUCAACGAUUCUUAAAAGCUCUUGAAAGGUGGCCGACAGACAAAACAAAAGUUGGCAGGGAUUUGGGGGAGCGGAUACGAAAACAAGUAAUACAUCUCGCGAAUCCUAUAAGCCUUACCACUGAAGUCCACGAAAAACUAAGUGCGGAAAUUGAUUCACUGGAAAGAUUAACUGGUAACGUUUAUGGAAAGAAAUACCAGCGGAGGUAUACUUCAACAGCCACGGGAUUGACUUCUGAACAGUGCAAUCAAGUGUUGUCGUCGGAGUUCUUACAGUACCUUAAUGAUGAGAAUACAUGUAGUCCAAAAGGGUGAAAGUGACUGAAAAAAAUUGUAUUAGCAAAAACUGUAAUAAGAUUAAAAAAAAAAAAUGCUUCGACGAAUUAAUCAGAUUGUAACUUCUUUGAGGUCAAACUUCAGUACCGUUUCGAAAAUCUGCGAAAAACAUUUAGUUAAGCAUGUUCCUGUACUUUGUGAACAAGCUAUUCUUUAUCUUGAUCCAGCUCCACACAAAAUUUUCAUCGACAUGACAUUUGGUGCUGGGGGCCACACUAGACAGUUAUUACAAAAAUAUGAUGAUAUAAAGGUUUUUGCGCUAGACCGGGAUCCCAUAGCCUUUGAGCUAGCUCAAUGUUUGAGUGAAGAAUUUCCAAAUAGGCUCACACCACUUCUAGGCAAAUUCUCUGAAUUGCCAAAGUUAUUGAAGGAACAUAAUUUAAAAAAAUACUCCAUCGACGGAUUCCUAUUUGAUUUUGGAUGCUCCUCGAUGCAAUUUGAUGAAGCUGCUCGCGGAUUCUCCAUUUCUAAAAACGGCCCCUUGGAUAUGAGAAUGGACCGGGGACGAUGCAAUGAACAAAUCACAGCUGCAGAUGUUCUCGCCCGUGCGGAGGAAGCAGACUUGGUAAAAAUUUUAAGAGUUUAUGGCGAAGAGAAGAGCGCGAAAAAAAUAGCUAGGGCGAUAGUAGAGGCACGUUCUGCGUUUUAUAAGAUUGAAACCACCAAACAGCUGGCGGAUUUGGUGAGCUCGUGUCUUCAGAAUGCAUACCGGCUGGACAAAAUACAGCGACCUACGCAUGUAGCUACCAAAACAUUUCAGGCGCUGCGCAUAUUUGUUAACAACGAAUUGAAUGAGAUCAAUUAUGGAAUGAUUUUAGCCAAGGAAUAUUUGCGCUACGGGGGCCGAUUAGUCGCUAUAACAUUUCACUCUUUAGAAGACACGAUAGUCAAACGCCAUAUAAAUGGAAACGUAAUUGAGGGUAUUGCAAACCCCGUGCCGCUGAAAUAUUGUGGACAUGAUGUUACGCACGAUAAGGAACUAAUUGAGACAUUUGUUCGAUCGAGUUGGCGACAGCUUCACAAACAUGUAAUUACUCCCUGUGAAGCAGAGGUUGCCCGAAACAGUCGUAGUCGUUCUGCUAAACUUCGAGCAGCAACUAAAGUAAAAUAAAUCCUUUUCUUUAGGUUACUGAAAUAUUCGUAAAUUUUAAGAAGUAAUUACGAUUCUUGUAAACUCACAAUACGAUAAUUGAAUAUUUUGUGUUUAUGGAUAAAGAUACAAUUAAUUAAUAUAAUGAGUUAUUUUUAGUUA
Rhagoletis zephyria (snowberry fruit fly) is the source of this 1746-nucleotide messenger RNA. Its product is annotated as probable methyltransferase-like protein 15 homolog. Gene Ontology annotation, biological process: rRNA base methylation. The record is from RefSeq and is a predicted model, not a curated record. Lineage: Eukaryota; Metazoa; Arthropoda; Insecta; Diptera; Tephritidae. Gene Ontology annotation, molecular function: rRNA (cytosine-N4-)-methyltransferase activity.